This is a messenger RNA of Acanthaster planci (crown-of-thorns starfish), 6946 nucleotides long. RefSeq names its product glutamate receptor ionotropic, NMDA 3B-like. Gene Ontology annotation, molecular function: signaling receptor activity; ligand-gated monoatomic ion channel activity. The record is from RefSeq and is a predicted model, not a curated record. NCBI's taxonomy places the organism in Eukaryota, Metazoa, Echinodermata, Asteroidea, Valvatida, Acanthasteridae. Gene Ontology annotation, biological process: monoatomic ion transport. Gene Ontology annotation, cellular component: membrane.
AAGAGGAAAGAUAGCGAGAGGAUGUGCGAUGCUUUGCCGCGCUCUCUGUGACAGGCGGGGGACCUGCACGGGUGUGCCCUUCCAUGGACGUGUUAUUGAAUUUUUAGGGAGUUGAGUUGGCGCUCUCUCCCUCAGACAACACGGGCGGCGAGUGGUAACGCUACGUCAGCACUCCAACGCCGUGCGCUUUCUUUAGUGCACGCGGAUCGAAAUAACGUGCGACGCAGUGAGUCUGAUUGGUCACACGCCAAGACCUCGAUCGGCACGGUCUGCAAAGAGAGAUAAACCCCGCACUGGCUCGUGAUGACGGAUCUUUGUGGACCAGUCCUCGUUUUCCCGUCAGUGAUGCAACGACAAUGUCCGGAGGAGUUGUAUCGGAAAUAAAUCGGCGACAUCUCUCGAAUGAUAAAGGUGAGAUGGAUAGCUGUCGCUCGAUGUUCUGAUCCCACACAAACUCGUGUGAAUGAGUGUGGCGUAGACGUCCGGAAUUAGCUCUUGCCAAGUGAAAAUUGCCUGUCCCCUUCCUUAUCUGCUUUGUACAUUUGGCCCUCCGUAUGGAGUGUUCUCGUUGGCUGUGAGCUUGGCAUUUUGCUGAAGUGGGAUGCCGUCAGACAGUCCCACAGCACAAGGAACAAGAACGCUGACAAGAAUCUAAAACAGCCCCUUCCGGUCAUCAAUACACCCGGCCUGACCCAUUGGCGUUGACUUGAGAGUCUAGACAACCCCGAUAGAGGGAAAAGAGUAAUUCCAUCCUCUGAGAUCGAAAAACGAACUGGGAGAAAGGACAGAGGGAGAAGAUUUUCAACUGUGCGCCUGUUGCUCAGCCAAUAGCUUAUGAAACCUUACCCCGAAUUGAUAGACUGGUAGUAAUUUGCCAAGCCUGCUUCAAUUCGGCCCAUAGCCUGCAGUACUGGGCUUAUUUUUAUUUCUUACCGUGAAAUUGGCCUGGAGACACCGCAAGUCAUUGAACAAGGAACCUUAUAACCCCGACGCCAAAGAUCGCAGUAGACAGACGUACUCGCGGAGACGGCCGUCUUUGGCGAAAACACUAGUCUUUUUGUUCGUAUGGCUGUAAGACUGUGAUAGACUUAACUGUGAGUAAGACUAGGAUACCUCCUCCCUACGAGGCAAAAUGGUGUCGUUUCAGUACUGCCUUGCAUACAAACUCCUCUUCAACUGUCUUCCUGCCGUCAUCUUCCUUUUUAACACCCGAGAUGUUUUGUCCUCUAAGUUGCAAAGCGUCCGCGUGGCUGUGGUGUCAGACGACGUCACCAAUUUUUCUCUGUUCCACGAACAAGUCCUGACAGCUAUCCACGAGGUUAACUCUACAGAGCCCGGAAUGGCUUUACACCUUGGCCCUGUGGUGUUGUCUUCUCACCCAAACCCGAUGGACGUUUACCGGGAGAUCUGCUGUCAACUUGCCGGUACCGACGUGUCGGCCGUAGUGGUACAUGCAGAUGAGCCAACCCAGUUCAGUCUGUCCGUUGCUGGGGGUUUUCUUGGAGUUCCGGUAAUUGGUCUGAGCAACCGGGCUUUUGCUUUCUCCAACAAGGAAGUACACCCUCUUUUUCUACGUCUCGAUGUCUCAGUAACCAACCAGGCCCAUGUUAUUAAAAGUCUUUUACAACGCAACGCUUGGUUCAACUUCUCCGUCGUAGCCAGUGAAGGGGAAGGGUCAGACGCAUUUGUGCAGAGCCUCCGCGACCAGAUUCAGACGCCCGGAUGGAACAUACGGCAUGAUGUGCGGUUCUCAAGCGGAGAGGCAAGCAGUGGUCGAUUCUUGAGAAACCUCGCCAACGACGAUUCCUAUGUCGUGAUGGUUCUCCAUUGCUCCCCACAAGAAGCACAAAACGUAUUCCGUGCAGCCAGCGAAUUCAAACUCCUGGGCAAAGGUCACGCCCUCAUCGGUACAGAGUCCUUAGCAACCAGUGAUCCCAACAUCCUGAAGGACUAUCCAACAGGUCUCCUGAUUGUCAAACACUAUGACACGGCUCCUCUUAGGGACCACCUUUACGAUGCAUUUACAUUGGUUGCCCGAUCAGCACAGAGGCUUAAGUGGGACGGGGAUACCAGAAAUAUCUCCUGCUGGACUGGGCCAGACAGUAAUCAGCUGGAGUAUGCAAACAACUUCUACAGCACGAUGACUAACACAAGCCUUAAGGGUAAAAUCGGCAAUAUUCUGUUCGACCAAAAUGGCGACCUCCGCGAUUCCUCUUACCACAUCAUGAACCUGAUCGAAAACUCGUCUGGGAUACCUGCCUGGAAAGAAGUUGGGUCUUGGAAGAAGGGGUCAAUGAAUCUGGACACUGUGGUGUGGCCUGGUAACACAAUGGUUAUGCCAGUUGGGGUUGACACUCACAAGCUCAUCAUUGCUACCAACACGGAGAAACCUUUCAUAUUCUACAGUGAGUCUAAUGGCAUCGAGGGUGAGUGUACCACUGGGGUUCAGUGCCUUAUGGCAAAGAGAAACAGUGAUCGUAGAGACCUGGAAAAGGCAUUCGAAGAGUUCCGUCGGAGGCCUGACGGCGGCAACUAUUCGGCUGAUCUGCGCUGCUGCACGGGGCUGUGUGUGGACCUAAUCGAACGCAUGAGCCAAGAUCUAAACUUCAAGUACGAUCUGUACCUAGUGGCAGAUGAAAACCACGGAGCCGUUGAGAAUGGAACUUGGAAUGGGAUGGUGGGGGAUCUGAUUAACAGCAAAGCUGAUGCUGCCAUCUCAUCCUUCAGCAUUACCCGAGAGCGAAGCACUGUCAUUGACUUCACAGCUCCCUUCUUCCACUCCGGCUUCUCUACUUUAGUAGCUAAAAGACAGAGGAAGCAGACGUUGGGUGCCUUCCUCGCACCCCUUCACCCUAAUGUCUGGAUGCUGAUUUUCGCCUCAGCAAUCGUAAUGGCUGUCUGUCUGACUAUCUCUGAGUGGAACAGUCCCUAUGGCUUGCAUCCCCGAGGACGAAAUCGAAACAGCACCUUCAGCUUCCCCUCGGCACUGACCAUCACUUUCGCCAUCCUCUUCUCCAACACAAUUAAGACCAAACCUCCAAAGUGCAUGACGAGUCGGAUGUUGCUCAAUGUCUGGGGAGGUUUUUCCCUCAUCUUCUUUUCGAGCUACACUGCUAACCUGGCUGCCUUUCUUGCCGGUCAAAUGUCGUACCUCAGUAUUGAAGAUAUCAAUGAUCCCAAGUUGAAGAAUCCUACAUCGGAGAUCACUAUCGGAACAGUGACGGGAAGCAGUAUACAAAACUACCUCCGAAGCCUCAAUCCUAACCUAGACGCCUUCAUGGAGAACUACAUACAGCACAGCACGGAACAGGCGAUAGAUAACCUCAAGAACGGUGAAUUGGAUGUGUUCAUCUACGAUUCACCUGUGAUUGAGUACAGGAUGGCCAAUGAUCCACAGUGCAACCUAGUAAGCGUGGGUAAGCCGUUCGGCGAGGAAGGAUAUGGCAUAGGAGUACCCAAAGAAUCACCGUUAAGAGACACAGUCUCGGGGAAGAUUCUUGAAUACGAGUUAGAUGGAAUCCUGGAGGAGCUCCAGCGAAAAUGGUUCGAAUCCACAGGCUGCAUGAAGGAAGACAUACUUGACCCUACCUCUGGAGGCGAGGAUAACACGGUCACUAUAGCACACGUUGGCGGAUUAUUACUACUACUCGUUGCUGGUACAAUUAUAGCCUGUCUGAUAUUGCUUGUCGAAAUAGCCGCACAUAAAUGGUUGGUUCCAUAUCUACGUAAACUACCAAAGCACCGACGUGAUUGUCUUGUGCUCAGUCAGAGACUUCAUCAUGAGAUUAACUCCGACUUCAAGGUUAGGUCUUCCGCAAACAUCCGGGACCUUCUUACCUUGGUUAGGCAGGGAGAAUUUGGCAAGAUGUUACAGAAGGAACAGAGACCGGCUGCUCCUGAGGAAAUCGAAGCAAGGCGAGAUAUCAGACAAGCCGUACAAGCUGGCAUAGCCAGACGGGCACCUCUUUCCAGUUCAAGUAUGCCGUUCCUUCAUUCAUCUGACCAGCUAGAAUACCUAAGAACGAUGGAUGAAUGCAUUGAAGACCGAAAACGACCACGAGGCGGGAGGGAGAAAAACUCUUGGCGCCAUUUGGAUGAUUUUCCAGAUGACACCGAUGAAACAGAAAUGGACAAACUGAUUUUCCGAGGACGUCCAACUCCCGAGCAACAUUCUGAUGCUGCCCUCAAUCACCCAAGUGGUGUCAAACAGUCGAAGACUACCCCUCCAAACGAAACACGCAUUAAUAUGGUGUCUGGAACAUCAACGCAAGGUGGUACAACUGGAAUCGAGCCAUCCCCAGAGGCAGCCCAUACCCUAAAUUGUAACAUCGCUGAAAUGGACAUUGGCGCUUUAUCGGACGCCGAUGGGACAAUCACAUUUCACUGUCACAGAGACAGUUUUGCAUCGGCAACCUACGAGACGGACGAUCUGUUGUCUUUCAUGUCAGACGAACUAGCACAGAGUCAUCUGGGGAGGGCGUGCUUGGCUUCGACAGAAACCGCCGGGGGGACCAUUAGCCAAGGUCAAUCGUCGGCUUCCUCAGACACGGAAGAGCCUUUGCCAAGCGAGGUUCACAUCCUCUCGAGAAAUUCGUCUCUUCCAUCUUAUGAUUCCGCCAUGUUCUAUCCUUCCCUCGUCUGCCCACCCUCCUCGGACAAUACCCCAGAAAAAACAACGAAAUCCUUGACUAAACUCGACUGCUCGUGACCAGUGUUUGGGUGUUUUGACAUCGAAAUGGAACUUAACAUUUCACAUAUACUGGUAAAAAUGUGCAAACACCUGCAUAAAUUGAUAAACCAGAAAUCAUUCCCUCCGACUUCAAGCUCGACGAGAGACACAUUGCUUUAGUGAUUAGCACUUAUAUUUGCUACCAACUUAAGCUUAACAACGUCACUGUACACAGAAUCCUUAGACUGUGAUUAUAAAUAUUGCCGUCUGUCAACUUCUGUUGACAAUAAAGAACACGUCAUUAGUUCCCUUCACAACAGAGCCUGAAAGUGAAAGGUCAUGCAGCAGGCUUCCGGAACCCUGUCAGCCUACGGGGAUUUUACGUGGGGUCGUCCUAUCACGUUCGAUAAACUGUCGGAAUUUUCCCUUUGUCUUCCUCGAGUAAUACGUUUAAAAAUUCACCUGGAGAUGGAUAAAAACGAAUUUUAUCAACGGCCUUUCACUUCUUGCAAUAUCGUUCCCAGGUCUCCUUGUUCAUGCAUGUUUGUUUUCAUUCCCCGUGCUUUCGUUAAAACGAGACUGUAUAACCUCGCAAAGAUUUGCCUCCCAGGAGUAGAUGGGUUCUAGAUUCAAUCGAGUUAACCUGACGCAGUUCUUGCCAGCGAAGGAUAGAUUAAACCUUAGAAUCUGUCGUUGGGGCAGGUUAUUGUUUUAAGUUUAUUUCCUCAUACGUGUAAAUUACAAAAUCCUUAAAAUAUUUUGGUCUGCUGUUAUUUUGGCUUUUUACCGAAAGACUCUUAAGUAUAAAUCCGUAACUGUUGAUCUGCAUACGAGACCACCGCAUUGGACUGUUCAUGCAUUUUAGAUUUUCUGAAGUGAUAGGUUGAUUUUGGCAAUAUAUUUCUUUCGGAGGGGUCAAGUAAUUUUGCAGUUUCUGUAAAGUAAUAUGCUAUCAAAUAUUUUACAAAAUGCCUGUAUACGGCUUUAGUUUACUGAACGAAAAAAUAUUACAAAUUCUAAAAUUUUUGCACGUUAUUUUUCCUAUCCAAGGGUUCCGGAAGUACGCCAUCAGGGGUCAACUUACAAGUGCUAUCUGCAGCAGAUUAUAACAAUAACAAUACAACUGGAAGUGACUUGUUCAGGGUUUGAAUGGGCUGGUAAAAACCAGGGAGGAGUUUCAUGUACAGGUACCGACUUUAUGUUUUCACAUUGCAUUUGUAACUGCGAGAUGCCAGGCAGUUGUAGAACCUGGGAGGGGGCAACAAUUUAACGAGUCUGAGGAUUUCCGAGUCUACUUAAACUUCGGUAGGCCUAUAUUUUCCUGUGUCGUUUGUUUAUACGCUUUUGUGAGGAAAAGAAAGGAAACAACUUUCUAUUUUGAAUGUCGCCUCAUCGGGACCAUCUCUUCAGAUACAUCAGUAGUCGUGGCCCAAGACAACCAUAAAAGGGAACAUGUAUUAAUAAAACGGUGGCUCAAAUAGGCCAGAACGGAACAUACAAACACCAAUUAUUAAAGGGACGCUCUGGGUUAGAAUAGGCCGGUAUUUAGAUCACGCUGGACAGUUGUCAAUUAAGGGCAGAUGAUCUUUAUAAAAAAAUGAAUGUAACUUGUUUAGAUUAGCUACUUUAUCAGUAGCAAUACGUUAUGGAAUCUGCCUCGCCAUGCAAUACGGGCGUUUCACGAUAGUGCACCUCCAAGAGUUUGCAACACGUUGACCAAUCACAGUGAAUGUAACUUGUUUAUCUCCAUUAUAAUGGAGAUCAAUGAGGUCGACAGAUUUCGUGCCUUGUGAUUGGUCAAGCAUGCAAACUCUUAGGAGGCAUAUAUCCUUUUCACUGAUAAAUUCAUAAUUAUACACGCAUGCGCACAAAUGGCCUGGGAGCGUAAGCGAAAACGAAGCCCUACAGGAGUGCGAUUUUAAUUAAUCAUUUUCUCUCCGGUUUUUGUCUUAAGUUCGUUUUUUUCUUCAGAAAAUCCGAUUAAAUCGUUUUGCUAUUAGUUUCCAAUCUAAGCGGGAUUUUUAGUGUUCUGUAAAAGACCUUAAAUCGUGAUUUUUCUUGUGCACACAAGAUUGCCGUAUUGCCAGUCUCCUGUUUCAUAGCCAAAACGAAUGAAUUUAUUUGUGAAUUUAUAAGUAAAAAGGUAUAAUUGUGAAUCGCCCAUUUCUAUUUCGGUCGAUGAUGGCGCUAAUUCACAUGACUGUGAAGCUGUAGACGACUCCUGAAGUAUGCUCUGUGAAAAAAACAUAUGGCCAGCGUGUCGCAGAGUGAGAAUUU